UCUCUGCGUGUGUGUGUAUCAACACCAGAAGCAGAAGAGGAAGAAAACCAAUCUCUUUCCAAAUCACAUUCCUCAAAUCUUCUCAGUUGCAAUGGAGCCUCCCCACCUCAUUUCCCACAGAUUCCUCAAACACCCAUUUCACAAUUCCCAAUUCCCAAUCCAAACAACAUCAAAACAGCACCCAAUUACGAAUAAAAAGAGCAGAAAUUGGAAAAACCUCUCAUUCCGUGAAUACCCAUUUCAGCAUUUUGGAUUUCAUUUCAAAUUCGUCGAUUUCAGCUACAUAAUUCUACUUCUUCAAUUUCUCAUCUUUUCUAUCUACCCGGUCUCAUGCCAGCCAUCAGAUGGUGGGAGCAUCAUAGAAUCACUGUCCGAUUACCAGGCACUGCUGGCCUUCAAACACGCAUUGAUCGAUCGAAGAGGCAUCUUGAAUAGCUGGAACGACAGCGGCACUACCGCCUGUUCAGGUGGGUGGGCCGGAAUCAAAUGCAUCAAUGGACAGGUAACAACAAUCCAGCUCCCAUGGAAAGGAUUGGGUGGUGAGAUCUCCGAACAGGUGGGCCAUCUAUCAGCCCUCCGGAAGCUAAGCCUCCAUGACAAUUUCAUACAAGGUCAGAUACCUUCAUCUCUUGGGCUUCUUCGCAAUCUCAGAGGGGUCGUUCUCUCCAACAAUCGCCUUUCAGGCUCCAUCCCACCGUCAAUCGGCAACUGGCCCCAACUCAGGACGCUUGAUCUCAGCAACAAUUUCCUUACUGGACUGAUUCCUGCCGGCCUUUCCAACACAACCAGACUCCACAGGCUCAAUCUCAGCUACAAUGAGCUGGUGGGUCCCAUCCCAGUGGGCCUUACUCGAUCAGUUCUGCUCACAUAUCUCGAUCUACAGCAUAACAAUCUGUCUGGUUCAAUUCCUUCUUCUCUCGGCGAGCUCAGUGGGCUAGAAGAGAUCCUCCUUAAUCACAAUAAGAUCAGUGGAAGAAUUCCCGACGAGCUUGGGACACUGUCCAAACUUCGAAUUCUUGAUCUGUCCGACAAUGAGAUCGACGGACACUUCUCUGUGAAUCUCUGCAACCUAUCGGCGCUAAUUCAAUUGAAUCUCGGCAACAAUCGCAUCGAGAAUCAGAUCCCGGAAGCUGUAGAUAGGCUUCAAAGUCUCUCUGUUCUUGUGUUAAGGAGAAAUCAAUUGGGCGGCCCAAUUCCGUCCACGCUCGGAAAAAUCUCUGGGUUAUCCCGAUUGGAUAUCGCGGAGAACAAUCUCAUCGGACCAAUACCGGCCACGAUCGCUGAUUUAGCUGAUUUGGGUUUUUUCAAUGUUUCUUUCAAUAAUCUCUCGGGUCUGGUUCCGCUUCUUCUAUCUGAAAAAUUCAAUUCCAGCUCCUUCAAAGGGAAUUUACAGCUCUGUGGAUAUGCCGUUUCAGUCCCAUGUCCGUCCUCUCCUCCGCCAACGUCUGAAAUUCAGGUCCCUCAGAAAACCCAUCAUCGGAAAUUGAAUACUAGGGAGAUAGUCCUGAUCGCUGUGGGGUCCACCCUCGCUCUCAUCCUCCUAUUCUGCUCUGUUUUACUCUGCUGUUUGAUCAGGAAAAGGACUAGCUCGGCUGGGAAGAGCCGGUCAGCUUCUGGUGGGGCGAAAAAGGCGGGACCUGCAAUUGGGUCAGAGGUGGAAUCAGGCGGGCAGGUGGCGGGGAAGCUGGUCCACUUCGACGGCCCGCUGGUUUUCACCGCUGACGAUCUGUUGUGUGCGACCGCCGAGAUCAUGGGGAAGAGUGGGUAUGGCACCGUCUACAAGGCAACAUUGGAGGAUGGGAAUGAAGUUGCAGUGAAGAGAUUGAGGGAGAAGGUCGCGAAGAAUCGGAAGGAGUUCGAAGCUCAGGCCGAUGUGCUCGGGAAGAUCCGACACCCAAAUCUGGUGUCCCUCAGAGCUUACUAUGUGGGGCCCAAAGGAGAAAAGCUUCUGGUCUUUGAUUUCAUGCCCAAAGGGAGUCUUUCAUCUUUCCUCCAUGCUCGUGGGCCCCACACCCACAUCGAUUGGCCCACAAGGAUGAACAUAGCCGUGGGUGUGACACGUGGCCUCAUCCAUCUCCACACACACGAAAACAUGGUCCAUGGCAACCUGACAUCCGGCAACAUCCUACUCGACGAUCACGCCGACGCCAAGAUCACCGAUUUUGGCCUCUCGCAUCUUGUGACAUCCGCCGCUAAUUCGGAUGCGAUCGCAACCGCCGGCACACUUGGCUACCGUGCGCCCGAGCUCUCAAAGGUGAAAGAUGCAACCACGAAGUGUGAUGUGUAUAGCCUUGGUGUGAUCAUACUGGAGCUCUUGACGGGUAAGUCGCCCGGCGACUCGAUGAACGGCAUGGAUUUGCCUCAAUGGGUCGCGUCGAUCGUUAACGAGGAGUGGACCAAUGAGGUGUUUGAUGUGGACCUCACAAGCGAUGCAUCAUCGGCGACAGGCGAAGAAUUACUAAACAUGCUGAAAUUGGCAUUGCAUUGUGUCGAUCCAUCGCCAGCGGCCCGGCCGGAAGUUCAACAAGUUCUCCAACAGUUGGAGCAGAUUAAGCCAGAACUGGUUGUGGGUCCCACAGAUGAUGUGGUCGGGGCUCCUCCUACAAGCGAUUGAUGCAUUCACAUAUUCAUUCAUUCAUUCAUUUAUUACGAAACCCUACUUACAUAGGGAUAUUAGCAAUCUUCUCUAAAGCUUUUAAUUGAAUCUAAUAGACCCUCCAUUUGCUCCGUACCACUAUUACCAAACCAUCAAUUUGGACUGCCCAUCCAUUUUCUAUGCUAUUGAUUGGAUGGUUGGGAUCGUCACAUGUCAUUUAAAAGCUUUGAGGACAACGUUAGCGCUUAUAAGGGCACAUUAGAAGUUCUUAGGGCUCAUAUUCUAUCUAUUCAUUCAUUCAUUUAUUUAUAGAGAAGAUUGUUUGAAUUUUUAUUUUUAGAUAUGAUUAUGGUUAGACAUUUUUUUGUAAAAGUAUUUUAUUUGGUUAGAUUGUUGUUUUAUUAUUAUGGAUGGACCGUUGAUGUGGCCGGUUCAAGCUUAUGUAAAAGAUGAAGGUUGAUGUUUGGUGGACAA
Molecule: messenger RNA, 3070 nt
Organism: Magnolia sinica
Lineage: Eukaryota; Viridiplantae; Streptophyta; Magnoliopsida; Magnoliales; Magnoliaceae
Product: probably inactive leucine-rich repeat receptor-like protein kinase IMK2
Exons: 2
Coding region: 92-2614 (840 amino acids)
Biological process (GO): protein phosphorylation
Molecular function (GO): protein kinase activity; ATP binding; protein binding
Source: RefSeq, a predicted model, not a curated record